UUGGAAAGGGGUACACGUGGAACCGAAGAGACCUUGAAAUGCAAACUUCAUGGCUUCCAUCGAAGGGUGUGCAUUCGAUAAUAACCAUGAUGCAGCUGUACCUCACAGAACAGAAACCCGGUGGCGGAGAUAUUGAUGAUUCUUGACAUCCUGACCCCCUAUCAGCUUAGCAAUGUAUAUGACAGUCCCUUCAAACAGGUCCAGCAUUGUGAACUCCAACCCCCCUGCCCCAAAACCUCAGCCUGUAUUGAAACCCUUCAACCCUUCCCUGCCGCGUCAAGCCCCGUUUCAUUGCCUGAAACAUGAUAGUGUGUUUGCAGUGUGGGCCCCACUAGCAGCUCCCAGCUCUGAGGGUUCUGCGCCUCCCGGCUGCAAAGGGCGUCCCCCUCCAGUAACACCGCAAGAAAGCGAAAGUGAAAGGAGCAGAGGCCGAGAAACGAAACUCUUUCCGGCUGAAGGGGGAGGCAGAUUGCGUUGACUCUAUCUCCGCUGCGAGAGACGGGAGGUUGCGUCUGUGAACACUGACUGUUUCCUCAUUUCACUGCUGAAAGUCUGACUGAGAGUCGCCUGCAGAGACAGAAUGCAAAGUCAAAUCCAGUGAUCCUUUGUCAGAAGGAUCAGAAAGUGCCUCUGGAAGAAAUGGCAACUUCAGGUCCUCCUUUAUACAAAGCUGUGGAGCAACUCCAGCUGCACGCAAAUAAAAUUGGAAAGACUUUGGAAUGGGAAUGCAAACAGUUUGGGCCCCCUCACGACAUUGUGUUCAUAUUCAAUGCAGUGAUUGAUGAAGAAACAUUCCCAGAAGCCAAGGGGAAAACCAAGAAGGAAGCUAAGCACAAUGCUGCCAAACUUGCUCUGGAGAAAUUGAACAUUGACUUGACUGAUGGCGGUAGUCUUCGAAUAUCUCCUGCCAGCAUGGGAAACUACAUCAGCAAGCUCAACGAGUAUGGGCAGAAGAAAGGCAUACAUCUCGAGUACAGGUUUAAGCAACUGGACACAGGCAUGGAUCACGUACAAAAGUUUGCAUGCAAUGUUUUCAUGGACAAAAAAGAAUACCCAUUAGGCUAUGGUCGAAACAAACAAGAAGCCAAGCAUGAAGCUGCACUACUCGCCUAUGAGGAAAUUUCUGAACUUCCGUCACUUUCUGAGAAUGUGAGAAAACUCAAUGUUGAAAAUGAAGAACAACACAAGAACGCUGCAGAAGACUCCACCGACCAGAAUCUCAAAAGGUUCAUGGAAGAUCACAGUAGUGAGCUCGAGAAGAGUGAUGACGAGUUCAUUUCCACAGUCAGUAUGGAUCUCUCCUGUAGCUCGAAAAAUGCCAUCGGAGAGUUGAACGAGUAUUGCCAAAAACGGGAUUGGAUCUGCAAGGUUGUGGAAGUGGCUAAACGCGGGCCAUCUCACACUCCAGAAUUUACUCUGAAAUUUGUAAUAAAUGACAGAUCUUUCGCAAGUGCUUCUGGAAAAAACAAACAAGAGGCCAAACAGAGAGCUGCUGUUUUUGCUUUGAAUGAACUGCAGAAUGAAUCAAACAGUAUUUCACAAGAUGGAUUUUCUUCAAAGGAUUCUGAAAAGUCGGAUGGUUCCAGCUUCAUUUUGUUCAUGGACUCCAAAGAAGCACCUCAUUCUCGUGCAAUGGAUUCUACUACUGGAUCCAGAUCAAAACGCAUGAGGCCAUUAGCACCAAGCUUUUCUCGUCUGAGCACGGAAACAGAUUCUGCAUCUUCUCAGAUGAACAAUAAAAAUGGACAAGUUCAAGGCCUGGAAAUGAAAAUUGACGGAUUUUCAGAGUUUGAAGAAAUUGGAGGAGGAGCCUUUGGCCAUGUUUACAAAGCUAAGAACAAUGUUGAUGGACAGUACUAUGCCAUCAAGGAAGUCUUAAUGCAGAAUGAGUGAAACCAAAACGU
This is a messenger RNA of Chiloscyllium plagiosum (whitespotted bambooshark), 1904 nucleotides long. The record is from RefSeq and is a predicted model, not a curated record. Lineage: Eukaryota; Metazoa; Chordata; Chondrichthyes; Orectolobiformes; Hemiscylliidae.